This is a messenger RNA of Sparassis crispa, 852 nucleotides long. RefSeq names its product Serine/threonine-protein kinase ppk23. Gene Ontology annotation, biological process: protein phosphorylation; regulation of mitotic cell cycle. NCBI's taxonomy places the organism in Eukaryota, Fungi, Basidiomycota, Agaricomycetes, Polyporales, Sparassidaceae. Gene Ontology annotation, cellular component: nucleus. Gene Ontology annotation, molecular function: cyclin-dependent protein serine/threonine kinase activity; ATP binding. The record is from RefSeq and is a predicted model, not a curated record. The transcript is spliced from 5 exons. Bases 1 to 852 code for a protein of 283 amino acids.
AUGGUGUGCAAACACGAGAAUGUUGUGGGCAUACGGGAGGUAGUCGUCGGGGAUACACUAACACAGGUUUUUAUCGUGAUGGACUUCAUUGAGCACGAUUUGAAGACGCUGUUGACCGUCAUGCCUUCUCCGUUUCUACAAUCUGAGAUCAAGACGCUCCUGCUCCAGCUUCUCUCCGCCGUAGCGCACUGCCACGAACGCUGGAUCCUCCACCGCGACCUCAAGACAAGCAACCUACUCAUGAACAACCGUGGCACGAUCAAAGUCGCAGAUUUCGGCCUUGCGAGGCGAUACGGUGAUCCAGUGGGUGUGGGCGGCCUAACUCAGCUCGUGGUCACCCUGUGGUACCGUGCUCCUGAGAUUCUGAUGGGCGCGACGACGUACUCUACCGCCGUCGAUAUGUGGUCCGUCGGGUGUAUCUUCGCAGAACUACUCCUCAAGGAGCCGCUCUUCCAAGCGAAGGGCGAAAUAGAGCUCCUUUCCAUGAUCUUCAAGCUUCUUGGGCCCCCAACACCGUAUUCUUGGCCAGAAUUUGACAGGUUGCCCAUGGCGAAGUCCAUCAGCCUGCCUCCGGCACAUCCGCCGCAAUUGCGCCACAAGUUCCCAUACAUCACUGCAGCCGGUUUGGACCUUAUGUCGCGCCUGCUGACGUACGAUCCGGAAAUGAGGAUAUCUGCUGAAGAGGCCCUGCACCAUCCGUACUUCAGCGAAUCACCUUUCCCUAAACAUCCUGACCUCUUCGGAUCAUUCCCAUCAGCAGCGGCUGGAGAGAAACGACGCAAGCCAUUCGAUAGCCCAUCUGCACCUGUGCGAGCAGCAGAUUAUAAAUUACUAACCGACGACGACCCGUAG